Molecule: messenger RNA, 1818 nt
Organism: Anastrepha obliqua
Lineage: Eukaryota; Metazoa; Arthropoda; Insecta; Diptera; Tephritidae
Gene: Cyp305a1
Product: probable cytochrome P450 305a1
Exons: 2
Coding region: 234-1733 (499 amino acids)
Biological process (GO): xenobiotic metabolic process
Cellular component (GO): intracellular membrane-bounded organelle; cytoplasm
Molecular function (GO): heme binding; iron ion binding; oxidoreductase activity, acting on paired donors, with incorporation or reduction of molecular oxygen, reduced flavin or flavoprotein as one donor, and incorporation of one atom of oxygen
Source: RefSeq, a predicted model, not a curated record
ACAAGACGUCAUCCACGACAAAACACGGGUAGCUGCUGCUGGCGGAGCAAUUCGAAACGCACAUGUACGCGUAGAUAUGAAACCACAAUAAAUAAUAGUUUUUGAAGUUUAAAAUAAUAAAUUAAAUCAUUGAUUGUUGGUGAUAAGUUAAAAGUGGUCGAGAAAAAACUUCUACAGAAUUCAACUACCGGAUAGAAAAAGUAUUUUUCGUGAGGAUAUUUCAAAUUUGAACGAUGAGUGCAGUGCUCUUCCUGAUCAGCACUGUGUUGGGCUAUGUGCUGUACCAUCUGAUCCAAUCAAUGAAACGACCUCCAAAUUUUCCUCCAGGUCCCAACUUUAUGCCAUGGAUGGGCAACACCUUCCAGUUGCGCAAAGAAGCACGCGCCUGUGGUGGCCAACAUUUGGUGUUUGAAAAGUGGUGCAAAAAAUACAACAGCAAUCUGCUGGGCCUCAAGCUAGGCAGCGAGUACGUCGUUGUUGCACACUCCUAUCCCCUGGUUCACGAGGUACACAUUAAGGAAGUUUACGAUGGGCGGCCAGAUAACUUCUUUCUGCGCCUGCGUACAAUGGGCACUCGUAAGGGCAUCACCUGCACCGACGGCCAACUUUGGCAGGAACAUCGCAUUUUUGCUAUGCGACAGAUGCGUCAUGUCGGCUUUGGACGCACGGAAAUGGAGCAGUACAUCGAGAAGGAGGCUACCGUGUUGCUGCGUUACAUCGAAGAUCUGCAAGCGGAGCCUGUGUGGCCAGGGUCAUUUCUGGCGCCUAGCGUACUAAAUGUUCUAUGGACUUUGACGGCUGGCAAGGGCAUAGAGCGCGACGAUAAGCGUCUAAAGAAAUUGCUCGAUAUGCUGAAUCGGCGUUCCAAAAUUUUCGACGUGUGUGGCGGCGUAUUGACACAAAUGCCUUGGCUACGUUAUUUCGCACCGAAUUGGACAGGUUACAAUCUCAUUUGUCAACUGAAUCAAGAGAUGCAUGCGUUUUUCUUGGAAGCCAUUAAUGAACAUCGAAAAAGUAUGACGCCGCAGAAUGAAGAGAGUGAUCUGAUCUAUGCUUACUUACGUGAAAUUAAUGAACGCAACGCUGACGCAGAAAAUACAACUUUCAGUGAAACUCAACUGAUAAUGACCAUUUUGGAUUUAUUCAUAGCUGGCUCACAAACCACCAGCAAUACCACAGAUUUAGCAUUAAUGAUGCUCGCUCUGAAUCCAGAUGUGCAAGGACGCGUUCACGAGGAGAUCGUAGGUAAUUUAGAAAAAAGUGAAAUUCCUGCAAAUCUUUGUUAUCGCGAGUAUUUUCCCUAUACGAAUGCAUUCAUCAUGGAAGUGCAACGUUAUUUUCACAUAACUCCGAUCACCGGACCCAGACGAGCUUUAGAGAACACAACUCUUGCCGGUUAUAAUAUACCGAAAAAUACAACGAUAUUAAUCGGCUCGCGUGCGGUGCACAUGGAUAAGGAACAUUGGGGUGAUCCGGAGAACUUCAGACCAGAACGUUUCAUCGACAAAGAGAGGGAAAUAUUCCGCGAUGAGUACUUCAUGCCAUUCGGACAGGGGCGUCGUCGUUGCCCAGGCGAUGCUUUGGCGCGUGCGUGCCUAUUUGCAUUCCUCACAAAAAUUGUGCAGUUUUUCCGGUUAGAGCUGUGCAAAGAAGCGUUGCCGUCUGUAGUGCUACAACCGGGAAUUACAUUGACGCCAAAGCCAUAUAAAGUGCGAUUUGUAAAGCGAAGUUGAGCGACGACGGAGCCAUUUCCAGAGUAUGGAGAAAGGAGAGAUUAAAUUUAUUUUUUUUUUGCUUAAUGUUUUUGUGAAUUGAUCA